Molecule: messenger RNA, 2046 nt
Organism: Triplophysa rosa
Lineage: Eukaryota; Metazoa; Chordata; Actinopteri; Cypriniformes; Nemacheilidae
Gene: slc25a48
Product: solute carrier family 25 member 48
Exons: 7
Coding region: 445-1374 (309 amino acids)
Biological process (GO): transmembrane transport
Cellular component (GO): mitochondrion
Molecular function (GO): transmembrane transporter activity
Source: RefSeq, a predicted model, not a curated record
AUACAUUUCAUGGACCACAGCAGCAUACAAAAAAAUCUACUCAUUACAUUAUAUCCAAAAAACAGUCGUGUUUUUAAAGCUUGAAUUGAUUUAUUGAUGUUUUGUCGUGGGCACCAGCACAUUCCAACCAUUCCUCAACAUACAGAGGAACUCAGCAGGCACACGAAGAGGAGAAAGUCCCGUAAAACAUGAAAGCAAACCAGCUUUACUCAGAAGUUCACGGAUGGCGAUUGGUGAACUAUUUUGGUAUAUUUGUAACGCCCCACACUCACCCCUUACCGCCCCGGCCGCUUCAGAUGAAAUGUUUUGGAUGAAGUUUCUUCUGCUUUUAUUGAUCUGACCGGCUGUUAAGUGAAGGUCAAGGUUUCGCGAUAGCAUUUGACCAGCAUCAAUGCCGGCAGCACUUAUUUGCUAACCUCCGAUGUGAAUUCAGUCUGUUGUACAAUGACAGUCUUUCAUCUGGAUGAUUUUUUAGCAGGAUGGAUUGGGGGAGCAUCCAGUGUGAUUGUAGGACAUCCUCUUGACACAGUAAAGACACGUUUACAAGCCGGCAAAGGAUACAAGAAUACUCUCCACUGUAUUGUAACAAUCUACAAAAAGGAAACCGUUACAGGAUUUUUUAAAGGACUUUCCUUUCCACUGGCCAGCAUCACCCUGUAUAACUCGAUGGUGUUUGGUUGCUUCAGUAACACGCAACGUCUGAUCAGUAGAUAUCGCUAUGGCGAUGGUAGACACCCAUCCAGCAUGCUUGACCUGACUGCAGCAAGCAUGUUGACUGGUCUGGUUUCCGUAGGGGUGGGCUCCCCUGUUGACCUUGUCAAAAUUAGGCUACAGAUGCAAACUCAGCGUGUCCUCGCAGAAAACUUUAACCUUGCUGGGAAUGGCAGCAUGCCACUUCGUUCAGUGGGACUUCAGGCCCAGCCUAUGUCCAGAGGGCCGAUCCACUGCAUUAGCACAAUACUGCAGAAUGAAGGUAUUCAAGGUCUCUACAGAGGAGCCGGGGCCAUGAUACUACGAGACGUACCCGGUUACGCCCUGUACUUCAUUCCCUACACGUUACUCUGUAACUGGCUGAAUCCUAAAGGCAAUGGCUCCCCCCAUCCCUGCACCAUAUGGCUUGCAGGAGGUUUAGCAGGAUCCAUCUCAUGGGUCACAGCCACACCGGCAGAUGUAGUGAAAAGUCGACUACAGGCAGAUGCCAUUCAGCACCGAAAAUACAACGGCAUUCUGCACUGCAUCAUGCAAAGCUACAAGACAGAGGGAAUACAAGUUUUUUUCCGCGGGGCGACGGUCAAUGCCAUCAGAGGAUUUCCAAUGAGUGCUACAAUGUUUCUUGGUUAUGAGCUUUCCCUUCAGUUUUUCCGCAAUUCAUAACAUCUAUAAACGCUAAUGGAAUGCUAACGUGCAUUGUAUUCUUUUUAAAAUGAUUUUACUGAUCCAUGAUUUUAAAUGACUUUUAUGUGCAGAAACUUACGUGCGACUUAACUUUAUGUGAGUUCAUUGUUGAUACAUGGAAAAGUAUCAGUGAAGCUUUUAGGCAUUUCUUAUAUUAAGAAAAUUGGAUGAGAUUUUAGAAUAGUUGCAUAUUUUGAACAUUGCACAAACGUUUUAAUAUCUCAUAAAUCAUUAUGCAUCAUCACGCAAACACUAUGCUAAUUUUCUUCCUCUUUAUUUGUUUUCUGGAUUUCAAAAUGAUCAUAGCAGCUAAGUCAUUGGUCUAGUCAUCAUUUUGUGCUCGACAGGUUUUUAAUAUGUAUAAAAUAUAUUUGUGAAUAAAUCAAAUUACCUAGUGAAACGGUAAUUUAAAGUUUAUGUUUGUAUGUAUCACUAUCACACUUAUAAUUUUUCUUACUUAUGUUUUGUCUUAUGAGAAUCGACUUUGUGUGUGUUCUUAAAUGUUAAACUCUGUUGAAAAACACUACAUUGGUCAUUCCUUUUUGCCUUCUUCACUGUGGUAACAAGAAAAGUGUUGUUACAAAGUGUUUUGCUAUAAAAAGACUAGACCUAUUUAAAUACUUGUGUUAAAUAAAUGAAUUGGAUAGGAUG